Trichoderma virens Gv29-8 is the source of this 1605-nucleotide messenger RNA. RefSeq lists its product as uncharacterized. The transcript is spliced from 2 exons. The record is from RefSeq and is a predicted model, not a curated record. NCBI's taxonomy places the organism in Eukaryota, Fungi, Ascomycota, Sordariomycetes, Hypocreales, Hypocreaceae. Bases 1 to 1605 code for a protein of 534 amino acids.
AUGUUCCAACUCUUUUCAAAUCGUGUCCGGCGCCCCAUUUCGCUUGUUGGAAUCGCCUUUGUCUUUAGCACUUUAGCCUUGUACAUAAUUGCGCCAUACACCGUCCAGCAACAAACUUCGGAGAUUCUCAAACAACCAUGGACCACCAGUCGCAUUUACAAGCCGCCGAACAACCAAACUACAACCAUCUCUCCAGCCGCGGAUAAAAAGUUGCACAUUCUUCUGCCCGCCACAAGAAGCAACAUCAAUUUCUGCAAGACGCUCCUUACCAUGAUCCUCCUAGGCUAUCCCAACCCGACGAUUAUCGCUUGGGCAGACCAAGACCGGGCCAGUGGACUUCUUGGAGGCGGCUCGCACUUUGCCAAAAUUACUCGGACUCUGGAUUACAUCAAUGACCCUAAGCGCCGCAGCCAGCCCGGCUUCGACGAAGAACUCGUCAUGAUGCUCGAUGCCUACGACAUUUGGUUCCAGCUCCCUGUUGAUGUGCUCUUAUCUCGGUACCACGCUAUUCUCGAGGAAGAGAACGCCCGUGUUGCUCACCGCAUGGGCCGAGCUUUUACCCAGGAGGGCAUCAACUCACGGGUCGUCUUCGGAGCAGGCAAACGCUGUGCGCCAAAUAUUCUUACCUCCGUGGCCUGCUAUCCCGUUCCAGAGUCACCCCUUCCAAACGACAUUUACGGCGGAAACACGGAUACUUUUGUUGGAACCAAUCAAUGGAGCAGCUACCGGACUCGAUACCUUAACUCAGGAUACAUCAUUGGACCAGUAGGAGAAGUGCGUCGCGUGCUGGAGCGAGCUUUGGAGAAACUGGAGGAAUGUCAGAACCGGAAAGGUGCUUCGUUUGAUGAUGGAACGGGAGCGUCGGAUGCGUGUUACCGUGGGAGUGACCAGAGCAUUUUCGUCGAGAUGUUUGGCGAGCAGGAGUAUUAUCGCGAAGUCAUGAGGCGGCAUCAUCGCACUCGUGUUGACGACAUGCUUGAUAAAGUCAUUCCAGGACGAGCUGGAUCAAAGCCGCCUCCUACGGAUAUCCAACAGGUGCCUGUGCUUGAUCGUUUGGAACCGGCUUUCACCCACCAGCAGUAUAACAAGACGCAUCUCCCUGGUAAACCCUAUGAAUUCGGUAUUGCGCUGGAUUACUGGUCUCUGCUGGGCCAUCAGACUUCCAACGCAGUUACUGACGCGCGGUAUAUUCGACAUGGUCUCCCGGUGAAACAGCAACUCGGCAAAGUAGGCAAAUUCGACUGUGUUCCCAAAACCGACAUGCUGUCUCUGCCAAACGACUUGCCCGGCGGCCAGCCUCUCCCAUGGAUGAGAGGAAGCGUGCCGGAUAUGUGGGAUACAAUGCCGCUCUACACAGAGAUAUGUAUCAACACAGUCCCUGUCAUGAUUCACCACAACUCGGUGGAAAAGUACCAGCGGGAGAGGCAAUGGAGUCAGACGUGGUGGUACAGAAGAGCGAAGCCGCUGUUUGAGGAGAGGCGCAAAGAGGGCAUCCCUCAGUUGGCAGAGGGCAUUCCGACAGAUCGGGGGACGAUGGAGCAGUGGGAGCGGAUUUGUCCCAAGUUCCUUGAGAAGGAGUUGUUUCGAAAUGAAAAGGGGAACUAG